Columba livia (rock pigeon) is the source of this 794-nucleotide messenger RNA. RefSeq names its product interleukin 18 binding protein (gene IL18BP). Gene Ontology annotation, molecular function: interleukin-18 binding. NCBI's taxonomy places the organism in Eukaryota, Metazoa, Chordata, Aves, Columbiformes, Columbidae. The record is from RefSeq and is a predicted model, not a curated record.
UCACGACGCUCCCGCCCCCUCGGGCCGCCCCAUAAAGCGCCGCCGGCCCGAGUGUCGCCGCACCAUGGCUGCACCGCGUCUCGCCCGACACCCAGGAGCUGCUGCCCGAGUCCUCCUGCCCCUGCUCUGCUGGGCUCUGGUGUCCCCGCACACGGGUGCCAUGGCCCUGCAGCCCCCCCACAUCACCGUCCUGCGGCUGUCAGCAGAGCCCCCCCGCCUGGGCGAGAAGGUGACGGUGUCGUGUGAGGCGGUGAGCGACCUCCCCGAGUUCACGCUGCUCUACUGGCUGGGGAACGGCUCCUUCGUGGAGAAGCUGCACUGGGACGGGGCCGUGAGCGAGGGGACGGUGCUGGAGGAGCCGCGGGGCUCGGGGGUGACCCUGCUCCGCGACCUGCACUUCAGCUCCUUCAGCACCCAGUACCUGCGCACCAACUACACCUGCGUGGUGCUCAGCCCCCUCGGCAUGGACACCAAGGCGGUGCGGUGGGUGCCCCCGGCACCGGCCCCCAGCUCUGCCACGAGCGGGGGACUGGGCUGAGACCGGGAAGCAACUCGUGACUCAUGCAAGUCCCGGCUCGUGUGGCCCUGCGCUGCGGCGUGGGGCCGUGAUGCCUCCAUGGAGGCCCAUCUCUGUGUCUCACCAUGGGGUCCGCAUGGCCCCAUGUGUGCUGGCCCCGCUGUGCUUGGGGCUCCUGACACCACAAGCUGAGCCGGGAGCGCUGCCCCUGUUGGCCCCAGGACCUGCCCCCAGCCGGCUGUGGGACCCCAGGGUUUAUUAAAGCACAUGAAGUCUG